This is a messenger RNA of Mercurialis annua (annual mercury), 1531 nucleotides long. RefSeq lists its product as uncharacterized. NCBI's taxonomy places the organism in Eukaryota, Viridiplantae, Streptophyta, Magnoliopsida, Malpighiales, Euphorbiaceae. The record is from RefSeq and is a predicted model, not a curated record. The coding region runs from base 1005 to 1406 and encodes 133 amino acids. The transcript is spliced from 2 exons.
AUAUUGCUGAAUUUGCUGUUUCGUUUUUGCCUCCUCGUAGAUCUCGGGAUCAUAACUGAGAGUUGAUGUGCAUGGUUCAGCAUCAUUUAUUCUCUAUUCCACUCGCUAAGUAAAUUUAAACUAGAAUGUGUAGGCUCUGAAUUUGCUUUAUUGUAAAGCAAAUUUAAACUAUAAGAAUUUAACUGAAAAUCAUAUUUCUACUCAUUUACUAUUUUGAAAUAGAAAACCAAUAAUUUGUUGGAUGCCAAAGCUCAAUAUCAAGAAAGCAAAAAAAGGUUAAUUGUUUAAUAACAGGUUUUUUGCAAUAAGUUUAUGACUGUCCACAUGAAUACUUGCAUACCAGGGAUAUAGCUUGUUUUCUAUUAGUAUUAAAUAUGUUAUAUAAGAUUGGUUUAACUAUCUCUUCUGUUAUCGUUUAUAGAAUCCUACGUAUAGAUAUCUACGUGACUUGAUAUGCAAUUUUUCUGUUACAUCAGAAGUUCUUAAAGUAUAGGAUGUUACCGAUCUUAAUUCACAACUGCUGACCUCUCGUCUCUUGCAUUAUGUGCUAACUCUUUUUUGUUUUUUUGAAUUCUUAUGAGUUAGCAGUUGACUACUAGGAUAUGAGCCUAAUGAAACUCCACAUACCGUUACACACUGGACCCAGACUUUGUGGCAGAUUUUGCACAAGGUGUAUUGAAAGUUGAAAUAGUCAAUAGGCGAGCUGUCUGUCAACCCGAGUUGGAUCGAGAUAAAGAAGGUACUCCAACAGCUGAGAGUAGAAAUUAUGCAGUUUCACCCUGAGAAUUGAGCUUGCGUCUGCAUGAAGUUAUUGAAUCCCAACUUGAAGAGCGCAUGAACAAGCUUGAAGUUGCAAUUCAAAACAGUCAGAGGAAAGUCGGAAUCUGAACAUAAGAUUAUGUGGAGGAAAAUGUCGAGGGAUGAGCUAAGAUACUCAUCCGACAUCCGGUGAAGAAAGUCCAAUAACUGAAGACAAUUUCAAUUCCACAUCCCAACCUCUGGUUAUGAAUUUAUCAGGCAAAGCUCUAGAUGUGUACAACAAAGCUUACGAAGAGCUAAUGAAGAUAAAUGAGUCGAAAGAAGAUGAUUCAUCGCCAUCGGCAGUUUAUGAAAACAGCCACGAAAUGAGCAUUUAUCUGUACAAUCAAGAGGGUCAAAGUGGUGCAGCAAAUGGUUCUGCUACUCGUAUGGCAAACAAUAAUAAAGGAGUAUCAAGAGAAUCGUUUAUUGGUCAGUUUAAUGUAGCAAUAGAGCAUAGCCCCGGAAUUCGGAAGUUGUUCUGUCAGGGAAUGAGUCAGGAUGAAAACAGCAAUGGCGAUGGUGUGACAGAGAAGCAAUUGAUAAAGCAAAAUUGUGGAGAAGACCAGGAAAGGCUCUCCAGUAGUGUUAAAUUCACAUUCAAUUGAAAGAACAUAAAGUUUUGCAGUGCACAAAUAUUUAUAGAUUGACAUAGCAUUAGGAAUUCAUCUCCUAUACUUAUGAUAUUCUAAUUUCUGAGAACUAAAGCACUCUACGAGACUACCAUUCACUA